Exophiala bonariae is the source of this 1356-nucleotide messenger RNA. RefSeq lists its product as uncharacterized. Gene Ontology annotation, biological process: nitric oxide catabolic process; cellular response to nitrosative stress. Gene Ontology annotation, cellular component: intracellular anatomical structure. The record is from RefSeq and is a predicted model, not a curated record. The transcript has a single exon. NCBI's taxonomy places the organism in Eukaryota, Fungi, Ascomycota, Eurotiomycetes, Chaetothyriales, Herpotrichiellaceae. The coding region runs from base 1 to 1356 and encodes 451 amino acids. Gene Ontology annotation, molecular function: oxygen binding; heme binding; nitric oxide dioxygenase [NAD(P)H] activity.
AUGCUUGCACGCCUCGCUACCACUCGAGCCAUCACAUCUGCCGCAAGUAGCGCCAGAGCCAUCCAAGAAAGAACCAUCACUGCAGCGAUUACAUCAGUCAACAGCAACUCAUUCUUCCACUCAUCACCACCCAAGAUGGGAUUGACUCCUGAACAAGAGGCCAUCGUAAAGUCAACAGCCCCCGUCCUCGCACAGCAUGGCGCCGCCAUCACAACCCAUUUCUACAAACGAAUGCUCACCAACAACCCGGAACUCCGAAAUAUCUUCAAUGCCGCCCACCAGAAUACCGGAACACAACCCGCCGCCCUCGCCCACGCCGUGUGGGCAUAUGCCGAAAACAUCGACAACCUCGGUGCAUUGACGACGGCUGUCUCUCGCAUCGGACACAAACACGCCAGUCUAGGCAUUACUCCAGACCACUAUCCCAUUGUUGGCGAGAACCUCUUGGCAUCCCUCAAGGAGGUCCUGGGUGAUGCCAUCACAGAUCCCAUUGUCGACGCCUGGGCCGCCGCCUACCAACAGCUCGCCGACAUCUUCAUCAACUUCGAGCGUGAUCUGUACCAGAAGGCCAAGCAGACCCCUGGAGGCUGGAACGGCUGGCGCAAAUUCCGCGUCGCGAAGAAAGUCCCCGAAAGUGAUGAGAUCGUCUCGUUCUAUCUCGAGCCUCUCGACGCUGGGGACCUCCCGCCCUUUGUGUCCGGGCAGUACAUCUCGGUCAGAGUGUGGGUGCCCGAAUUGGAAGUCUAUCAGCCUCGCCAGUACAGCCUGUCUGACGUCCCUGACGGGAAACACUUCCGGAUCUCGGUGAAGCGAGAGGAUGGCGUGGGUGCCCAGCAGCCCGCGGGACGCAUAUCCAAUGUCCUGCACCAGGACACGCCCGAAGGCGCCGAGAUCGACGUCAGCAACCCGUACGGCGACUUCACACUGGACACAGAAACCGACGUGCCGGCCGUGCUCAUCAGCGGCGGCGUCGGCCUGACGCCCAUGAUCUCGAUGCUCGGCACGCUGGUCGAGAGCGCCAAGACGCGCCAGGUCGUCUUCGUCCACGGCGCGCGCAGCGGCAAAGUCCACGCCAUGAAGAAGUAUCUCUCGCACAUCAUCAAGGAGAACCCGCAGGUGUCCAAGGCCGUGUUUUACGAGUCCGUCAGUCAAGACACGGACCAACAGGGUGUCGACUAUGACUAUGAAGGCCGCAUCGACCUGCCCGCCAUCAAGGACCAGGUGUUGCUGCCCGACGCAAACUAUUACCUGUGUGGCCCCAUUCCGUUCAUGCAGGCCCAUCAGAAGACGCUCGAGGGCCUCGGUGUGCCGUCCGAGAGGAUCCAUUCUGAGGUGUUUGGGUCGGGGAUCGCGUAG